AUGAGGAAGAUGAACGCCAGUUACGGCGUCCCGAUCGCCCCCAUGCAGCGUCGAACAGGUUCCAUGCCCCCGACCACGCAGAUCAAGAUCGCAGCGCCGAUCAAGCCACGACUCCCAGUCCAGCGCGCAGCCUCCGCGACUUCCGUUGUGGCGGCUGCCACUGGGAACAAGGUCACUCGUCUAGCCAUCACGCCGGACAUUGCCGACUUCAAGCUCGUCCAGAUCUUCCACCAGUUCUGCGAUCCCGUGACGAAGGUGCUGACGCUGCCGCGCUUCCAGCAGCUGCUGCUCCACCACCACGUGAAGGAGGAAAGCUCCAGUAGCUCAAUGGUGACGCCCAAUGCGCAGACGCUCUUCAAAGCGCUGGACAUCAACAACGUCGGUCAUUUGGAUCUGGAACGCUUCAUGCACUCGUUCCAGAUCUGCAACCGCUGCACGGAGGCCAAGCGCCGAGCCCACCAAGCUUUAUGCGCUAGUCAAGGACAGACCUUCACGCCAACAGCUCUGGAACGACAGUUGAUGGAGGACGUCGCGCCUGUGGUUGUGCGCGUAGUGCCCACACGCUUCGAAGGCCACAAGGUCAAGAGCUGUGAGCACUACCAGUGGACCUGGUGCGAGGGCUUCGAGAAGACUGGCAACGAGAAGUGCCGCGGCACCAACCGCCACGACAAAUGCCCAAAGUACCUGGCCAACUGCACACUCUGGAAGCACAAGCUGCCGCCCAAGAGCCGGAAGCCCAAGAUACUGAUCGAGAACGUCGACUCGCCCACCAAGAAGCUCAAGCACUUCUCCUAA
Messenger RNA from Phytophthora sojae, 795 nucleotides. RefSeq lists its product as hypothetical. The coding region runs from base 1 to 795 and encodes 264 amino acids. Lineage: Eukaryota; Oomycota; Peronosporomycetes; Peronosporales; Peronosporaceae. The record is from RefSeq and is a predicted model, not a curated record. The transcript has 2 exons.